UUUUUUGUACAUGAACACGUAUGUACGUACACUAUUACCUUAAAAUUAUAUGUAUAUAGAACGUAGUGGCUACAUCUAAUUCAGUUACAACCCGGUACCGGUACAAGAGUCACCUUGUCAAAUUAUAUAUAUAUAUAUAGGUUGUAACAAAUUUUAUACAACUAUUAUAUAAUUUAUAUAUAAGUGAUAUAUGUAUAAUUUUUAUUUUUACAUUGCUUAAGUUUUAUAAACUGGAGAAUUAAAUCAAAGUGUCCGAGUUAUUGUAUAUUUUGAGGUUUUUUUUUUUAGAAUAUUUAUUUUGUAUUGGCGAAGUUAACUGUGAAAUAUGGCAAUGGACAUCGCCGAGAAGUUUGAGUUAGCGCUUCUGGAAAAGCAGAAGCCGAUGAAUGACGUCAUAGACCAAGGAGACUCUCCCGUCCAGCAGUUCUAUAAAGACACCACGGUCUUCAUAACGGGGGCGUCUGGUUUCUUGGGAAAACAGUUUAUAGAGAAAAUUUUUAGAGCGUGUGAAAUAGAAAAGAUUUACAUUCUACUAAGACCUAAAAAAGGAAGAGAUGUGUAUCAGCGACUGAACUACAUCUUAAGUGACCCGUUAUAUGACAACCUGCGUAAAAAGAAGCCAAAUUUCGCCAGUAAAAUCGUACCAAUAGAAGGAGACGUGGCUGAUUUAAAGCUUGGCCUAAGUGACAAGGAUUGGGAUACAUUGACGAAAGAGGUAAAUGUGAUCGUCCACUUAGCUGCUACAGUGAAUUUUGAUGAACCUUUGAAAAAGGCAGGUCUUAUCAACGUGCGAGGUACCCGAGAAAUGCUGGAAUUAGGCAAACAAUGCCAAAACCUCAAGCUGUUCAGUCAUAUUUCAACUGCUUUCGCUCAUGCUACUAAGGAUCGUAUAAAUAAGGAUGUCUGCGAACAGUUCUACCAGGCCCCUGUAACACCAGAUGCUUUUAUCGAGUUGGUGGAAAAUAUGGAAGAAGAACGAUUGACUUCAAUCACACCUGGUUUUAUCAAUGGCUGGCCAAACACAUACACAUUUACGAAGGCGAUUUCUGAAGAACUGGUGAGGAGACAAGCUGGUGAUCUGCCCAUCUGUAUAGUCAAGCCAGCAGUAGUCGUAUCGUCACAUAUUGAGCCAACUCCAGGAUGGAUAGACAACCGAACCGUCAUGGCGUCGCCAGUUGGAUUUCUUCUAGGAGCUGGACUUGGCGUGAUGCAUGUCUUGUAUCUCGAUAAACAUUCAAAUUUCUGUAUAACACCUGUGGACUAUGUGAAUAACGCUAUUCUCGCCGCAGGGUGGGAUUCCAUUCAGAAUAGAAACAAAUUCAAUUCAGAAAUACCAAUUUACACCGUUGGCAGUUCAGACUGUAAUUUCUCAUGGGCACCGCUAUUAGCAACGUUGAGGACAGAUGAAUUAUUACAACUUUGCACGCCAAAAGCUCUGUAUUAUAAUUGUGCAGUUGAAACAACUAGUUCAUUACUAUUCUGGUUCCUAACUUGGCUGUUUCAUUAUAUUCCUGGAUAUUUAGUAGACUCCAUUGUGAGUGUUCUUGGAGUCAGACCAAAGGGACUACCAUCCAUAACAUCGAUUUACAAAAAGACCUAUAAAUUAUUCCAAGUCUACGAGUACUUCUUAUUUAAUUCCUGGAAGAUCAGAGAUGAUAAUAUCGUGGCUAUGAUUAAUAGGCUGGAUCCCGCAGACCAGGCCAUAUUUAGAUGCAAUGUUAGAGAAUAUGACCCAAAGGACGUCGUUGUCUCUGUGUCUAUUGGCCUGCGAAGAUAUAUCGUAAAAGACGGCCUGAAAGGUUCAGAUUAUGGACUGAAGAAACAACGAGUACUGAAAUAUGUCCACAUCCUGUGUGUACUCUUAUACGGAUACCUCAUAUACAGCGUGCUUCGUACUGUGAGGAUUGUAGGAGAUUCGGGGGUCAGGAAGACUAGGGAGAGGGGGGGGGUAUUGGGCAUCCGGUACCUCAGGAAGCGCUGCUGCCCACUGUCUAUCAAAUGUGUAGUCCUACAAGUUGGGUACUGUAAUGUCACGUCGGGUAUACGACACCCGCGGGAAGAUUAG
Messenger RNA from Spodoptera littoralis (African cotton leafworm), 2065 nucleotides. The record is from the annotation of a GenBank genome assembly. Lineage: Eukaryota; Metazoa; Arthropoda; Insecta; Lepidoptera; Noctuidae.